GGACAAUAAAGUUUCCGAAGUUUGAAAAGGGAGGGAAAACAACCCCCCACCCCCGUUUGGCGGGUGUGGACGCUGCGGCCCGGGCACAGCCCGGCGCCCGGCGCGACGAUGGGGGUCACGGUGGACGUGCACCAGGUGUACAAGUACCCCUUCGAGCAGGUGGUCGCCAGCUUCCUCCGCAAGGAAGGCACUUGGCAGAAGGGACAAUCAUUUGAGGAUCUCUGGGAAGCAUUUAAUCUGAUUUUGCACAAUGGUAUGUUUGAAGCUGCUUCGCACUGAGGAUGUUCUAUUUUAAAUAGCGUCUACUGAUCUCCGCCUUUUGAAGAUUAGGUUCGACAUGAAGCAGAAUGGUGCAAGCGGGAAGAGCACGGGCUCUGACAUCAGACGGGGGGCCGGAGCGCUUCUAGCUGUUAUCCCAACCCCAUGGAUAAAAAUGUCAUCUCUGUAAAAAUUGUGGAGGAGAAAAGAGAUGUGUCAACAGGGAUCAUCUAUAGAAAGAGGAUUGCAGUCUGUCAGAAUGUGGUUCCAGAAAUUUUAAGGAAGGUGAGCAUUUUAAAGGUACCUAGUAUCCAGUUGGAAGAAGAAUCAUGGCUCAAUCCUCAGGAAAGAAACAUGGCUAUACGGAGUCACUGCCUUACAUGGACACAAUAUGCAUCCAUGAAGGAAGAGUCUGUCUUCCGGGAAAGUAUGGAAAAUCCAAAUUGGACAGAGUUCAUUCAGAGAGGGAGGAUUUCAAUCACAGGGGCUGGCUUUCUCAACUGCAUUUUGGAAACUUUUGCCAGCACAUUCUUAAGACAAGGAGCCCAGAAGGGAAUUAGAAUAAUGGAGAUGCUGCUGAAGGAACAGUGUGGUGCCCCCUUAGCCGAAUAAAGAAUCAUCAGGGAAUUAUGUUGUGCUACUUCUGUUCAAGAAUCACUUCAUGGCCAUAACACAUCGCUGAUGCAGUUUUCCAAAUGCAAGAUUAAGAAUACAGUGUUGGCAGCUUAAAGAAGAGGAGACCUUUCUGCCAGGACAUGACACAAUAUACUCUCCUAGGAGCCUGCCUCAGAGAGUGGCACUCUGGGACAUGAGACCUUCUAGAUAGAUUUUUAUGGUACAGUGUCUUUAUGAUUUGCAAAUAAAGGAAAAAAACCCUAGAAGGCGACGUCUCCCCUUCUUCAGGAUGUCCUGCUGCCUGCCUGGUGAUGGUGUCAGGGAAGCCAAGGACAGGCUAGAGGCCUGGCGAGUGGCACUUGUGCCCGUAUGUUAUCAGCAUCUUUGCUCAUGGGAUUCAUGAGAAGAUCGUGGGACAGAUGGAGUUGAGCCUGAUACCUGAUGCAUAGGUGGCCUAAAACAGAAUGUACCAGGCCUGUGUUGAAGACAAGCCAUAUUUAGAGUAAUGUCUGAUUCUCAGCAAUUGGGUGCAUUUGCUGUCUACCCAUAAGCACUACCUAAGGGCUAUCAGUAUAUUUGAUGACCUGACCUUUCAGCUGUGUGAUUUGGUCUUCUGAAGAGUACGCGUGGGGAGUGGGGAAACAGGGUGUAGCUUUGGCAUAGUGAGAUGUGGAGCAGAUCAUUAGCCUCUCUGUGUUUCAUUGGCAAGUGGGGAGAACUGGGCACAGAGGUCUCUGUCUCAUCAUGAUUAAACAAAGGGGUUUAGUGCAAAGAACACAGGUUUGGGGUAGCCUCAGUGGCCCAGCGGUUUAGCGCCGCCUUCAGCCUGGGGUGUGAUCCUGGAGACCCGGGAUCGAGUCCCACGUUGGGCUCCCUGCAUGGAGCCUGCUUCUCCCUCUUCCUGUGUCUCUGCCUCUCUCGCGGUCAUAAAUAAAUAAAUAAAAUCUUAAAAAAAAAAAAAAGCACAGGUUUGGGAAUUUGAUAGACCUGUGUUUGAGUGCAGUGGUCUCUACCCACUAGCUCACUGACCCAUCAUGUAUGUAAUUUUCAGUCUUUUUGAAGCUCCUUCUUGUAACUGUGCAGUGGGCUUAGAGAAUUAACUUUGUGAGGUUGUUGGACCGAUUGGAGAUCACCGUGUAUCAAGUGCCUAGUAUGCCACCUGUUGCAGAGUGGAAGUCUCAUAAACAGAAGGCAUUAUUAUGCGAAACCAUUUUGAAAAUGUGCUUUUCAGAUGUAAUGUAAAGUAGUAUUCUUGUUUGAAAAUUAGGUGACAGUAGUUUGCAUUUCCCAUGAUUGGAAGCCAAAAUAUAAAUGCACACUACCUAACAGAAAGCUUGAAGAGAGGCAAUAAUUUGGGGUUUAUCUGCUUAAGAUAAAAAUUGGGCCAUUACUGCAAAGUCUUGGGGAAAUUGUUCUUUUUUUUUAAUAUUUGAAAAUUUUUCCACUUAGCGCAGUGAUGAAUUUCAAAGCAAUUUUAUUUUUUCAUACAAUCCUGCCAGUGUGUGCUGCUUCUUACUGUGUUUGAGCUGCUUGUGCUGCUUGAGUUUUGUCCUUUAGGAUGACUUCAUUUUCUUAGUGUUUCAUCCUUGAGGUGUAUUGGAGGGAAAAGGAAUGGUAGAAACCAGAACACGCUUUGAUUUCCUUUUCCAGUUUGUAAACGGUAUUUGGUAGGCUUUUGGAAUGGUAGCCCAUUUCACAAAAUAACAGGUGAUGUAAAUUAUCUCAGAGGUGAGAGGUUAGAAAUCCGUAUUUGGAGGCUGACAUUGGAAUAAACUUAAUGCUUCAUACUCAACAACAUGCAUCCUCUCCAGGUGGGAGUUCUCAGCCCUGGGUGUUCUUUAGAACCUCCAGGGAGCUCUACACACUGCCUGUUGCUGACCUGGUCACAUCCCAGAGCAGUACAGUGGAAUCUCUGGGGUGGAACCCGGUGUCCAGAUUUUUUAAAGCUCCCUAGGUGGUUCCAAUAGGCAGCUAGGGAUGAGGGCAUUAUAGUGAAUUCUAGAUGAUUUUCAGACAUUAUCUGAUUUCUUUCUUAACACUUCUGAAGCAGGAAAGGAGCUUUGUAGCAAUAACUUUUGUGAGAACUAGAAAGAGUGAAGCACAGAGAAGAUGAAUUUUUGCCUUAAGUGCCUGAAGCCGGGGUGGCCAGUGCUAAUGGCUUUGGGCAUCUGGCAGGUGGCCGCUUGCUGGGGAGACUGUGGGGGCACACACCUGUGUCGCUGCUGCCUGCCCCCCCCAUCCCCUAUCCCCCGCCAUGCCAUGUGGCUGGCACUCUUUAGUUAUUUGAAUUUCCAGUUUGAUAAGAAAAGACAGCUUUUUUAAAUAAAAGAAUUCUCCCAAUUUUUACAAGUUGACAAUAAUUCAGAAUUUUAUAAAACAUUGUGCUGGCCAAACCAAACAUGUUUGCCAGUAGCUUCCAGCCUCUACCUCAAGAGUUGGUAAGGCUCAGCCUAAAUAUCCCAGCCCAUUUUUAAUAGAUUUGCUUAUCCCCGUUCUGGACGUAAACUGCAUUCUGCCUCUUAUGCAAGACUGUUCUGAGAUGUAUUUUCUUCCCAUUCCCAAGAAAUCCUCUGGUCACUCAGUAUUUUUCCUUUUACCACUCUGCAGGCACCCAUUGCGUUGAGCUUCACAUAUAUGGCUUAGGAAUCUUAUGCUCUUUUUGAAGUUAAUUAGAGCUUGUUAGAGUUUAUUUUUAUUAUAGGUCAGAAUCCUUUUCCUGUGAUAAGACUAAUUAGAAAUAUCAAAACCUGGAGUUUCGCCUUACUGAGCAUAUUAGGAACAAAGGUGGGAAGGGGUUAAUUCACAGGCCCUGCCAGUUGCCUCCUGACUGGGUGGUUCCUUUUUAUUUAUUUUUUUUAAAGUAGCCUCCACACCAGUGUGGAACCCAGUGUGAGGCUUGAACUCACAACCCUGAGAUCAAGACCUGAGCGGAGGUCAGGAAUCAGAUGCCUAACUAACAGCCACCCAGCACCCCGGAGCCCACACUUCAAGGUGAUGAUUUUGUAGAGUGAUUUCCAUACUUCUACUUGUAUGAGGAAUCGCUGGAGGAAGUGUGCUCAACUGUAGGCUCCCAGGUCCUCCCCCAGAGGAGAUGAUUCAUGAAACUUCAUUUGGGACUCGGGGGUCUGAUUUUAAAGCAAAUUUAUCAGGAGAGUCAGUCGUGCUCUUCCACAGACCAUAUUUUGAGAAACACUGAUUUCGGGGGCAGCGUUUUUGCCUGCUGUGUCUCCUAUUGUGUUAAAAGGUUUUGCAGUCAUUUGAGCCCACUGAUGAACACAAUUGACCACUCAGGACACACUAUAAAGUUCUUAAUACAGAGAUAAGCUGACUGAGGCUAUCCCUGUGUGAUUGAGGUGCUUUUACGAGGGGCUUUUGUGGUUUCAAUCGUAGGUGGGUUAAAAAAGGUGCUGUAUUCUUUGUAUAUAAAUUGCUUUUUGUAUUUUAUAAGCAGUAUAUGUGUGGUAAUAUCCCAUUUGUCAGACAUUGUAGGGGAUAUGGUGCAGACAAGUCAGGAUUGUUCUUUUAAGUUACACAACUUUUUUGCUUUAAUGUAACUCUUCGUACACAUUUUCCUGCUUUUGCAGAACCUACUAAGAGUAAUGGGAAAAUUUUAAGGUCAUCCUUUAUGUUUUUCAUUCUUACAGGAGGUCUUUGGGUUUGUUAAAGUCCCUCUACCGAAUGGCUCUGCUGAGUUGUGCAGUGGUUUUUGUGGUGUUUCUUUUAUCUCACCGGUACCUGUUGUUGUUUCUCUCAUUCUCACCUGCCUCAAGGAAACUUCCUCUCACUCUGUCUGGGGCUGAGAAAUCAUGGCCCUGCCCUAUAUGUCUCAAGUAACAAUAAGCCGGAUCUGAGUGAGGCUUUGAGGGACUUUUCUGAGAACAGUAAAAUGAACGAAGGUUGCUGCGUUGACUUGGUGAUGUUAUUUUACUAUUUUCCUAUCACUUCCUGAUUUCUCAGCUACACUUGUUGAAUCUUUGACCUCAAGGUAAGUGAGAUAUUGCUACAAAUGAUGUCUUUUGAAUUAGAAGCCGUUGUCUCCCCCAAUUGUGCUCAUGUUUUUAUAUGUAUAGUUGUAUAAUAUGAAACGUAAGUAAAUUAAAUUCAAACGAACAUUUCUCAGGCCACAUUUUUGUGCACGGUAAAGUAUUUUUGAUUGCAGUGUUAUUGUGAUUUGGAUCUAUAGAUUAGUUGUAUAGCUGUAAAAUUCAAGCCUGUAGACAUUCUGAAAUAAAGGUGUUAUGACUAAUA
Messenger RNA from Nyctereutes procyonoides (raccoon dog), 5121 nucleotides. RefSeq names its product PRELI domain containing 2 (gene PRELID2). Gene Ontology annotation, biological process: phospholipid transport. Gene Ontology annotation, cellular component: mitochondrial intermembrane space. The record is from RefSeq and is a predicted model, not a curated record. Bases 424 to 870 code for a protein of 148 amino acids. NCBI's taxonomy places the organism in Eukaryota, Metazoa, Chordata, Mammalia, Carnivora, Canidae. Gene Ontology annotation, molecular function: phosphatidic acid transfer activity. The transcript is spliced from 9 exons.